AUGGCAGAUCAAAUAAAAAAUGAGGAAACUGCACUGGCAGUGUCGGCUAUCUCUGCUAACAAUGAUGAUGAUAACUUGACAGGGAAUGAAGUUCAACCUACUGAGGGAGCCCAAGAAGUAUCUGCCGAACUGGAACAAACUGUCGCAGAUGAUGAACGUACUAGUAAUGAAGUCAAAACGCCAAACGAUCCUAUUGAUGAAGCAAAGCCUAGUUCAGAGCCUACCAAACCGGCGAGAAAACGAGGUCGACCAAGUAAAUCUAGCAAUAGCGGCGAAGAUGAGAAUAAAAAGAAGAAAGCCAAGACUUUAGCUAAGGAGUCAACUGAAAAUGUCAAAUCAACGAUCGAAAGUGAAGAUAUAAAAAGUGUCGCAACGACUGAGAAUUCAGCACGAGGUCGAGGUCGGAAAGCGGGGACGGCGGGCAGCGGUGGUUGGACUUCGGAACAGGAUGCAUAUUUGAGGCAACUCUAUCAACAAACCAGUGCCAUCAAGGAAAUCUAUGAAAAGUUUGAAGCGAAGUUUAGUUCGGGGAAAAGUCCCAAUAGCCUGAAACUACGCUGGGGCAAGUUGAAGCGGGAUUCCUUAGUUCUAUCACCGGAGGAGGAAAAAAUACUCAAGCGUGCAAUAUAUACAGUUGAGAACAAUAAAGCGGCGGCGGUGCUUGACAUUUACGUCAAGGAGGGAGGAGAAGGUGUCACUAAAUUGACCCAAACUUUUGUGGCCAUGCAAUUGAAGAAAUGGGGAGGGCUCACAAAGAAUGGUCCAAAGAUUCAAGAAAACGAAGAGGAUUUAAAUAGUGAAAAUGAGGGCUAG
Molecule: messenger RNA, 813 nt
Organism: Orbilia oligospora ATCC 24927
Lineage: Eukaryota; Fungi; Ascomycota; Orbiliomycetes; Orbiliales; Orbiliaceae
Exons: 2
Coding region: 1-813 (270 amino acids)
Source: RefSeq, a predicted model, not a curated record